Electrophorus electricus (electric eel) is the source of this 2032-nucleotide messenger RNA. The record is from RefSeq and is a predicted model, not a curated record. Lineage: Eukaryota; Metazoa; Chordata; Actinopteri; Gymnotiformes; Gymnotidae.
CGUCAGAUAAAUGCCGUAAGUGAAUGCUUCAAUAUAGGCUGAUAUGCACAGUAAUAUAUAAUGAAUGUUAGUUGAUGGCACAGAUACCCCACACACCCGACUGCAUCACCAAUAACAGAUUCGCGUGGAGGUUUGCAGCUACUUAACCGGUUUGGUUAGACCUUGUCAGCAUGCGCGUGCAUGCUGGCGCUCAGCUGGUUUGUCUGCAGCAUUCAUUACCGUAAGAGCCGCGAUGGCGUUAUUCUUUCAAGGUCCUGGGCGGGUUGUCCUUACUAUGGUCUUCGGCCUGCUCCUGGGCCUGGCAGGAGGCUACCUCAUGGGUGCGAUGGUGAUGGACGUGAUUGACACUCUCUCAUCCUUACGCUCCACCCCUCUAACACCUCUGGAGUGCUGCACAGGCUUAGAGUCGUUGUCGGUGGUGACGGCAUGCGUGGCUGCGUUGGGCCUCACCGUGGCGAUGCUGGCAUCUCUGAUCACGGCGGUGGUGGCUGAGGAGGUGGUCUCAAACUUCCUGAAGCCCGGAGAUGAGGGUCCCGGUGGGGUGGUGCUGGCAGCCAUGGGCCUGAUGACUCUGCUGCCACUCACGGUCAUCGCCGCCUUCAUGGGCGCCCUGAUGGAACGCAUCGUUGUGGCUAUGGGCCUGGUCACAGUGCUCGGCGCCCAGAUGGGCUUUUCCCUGGCGCUGAGUCUUCUGGUGUGUGCGGUUCGCAGCCUGUUCCCGGGUGCCAGCGACCUCUUCCUCUUCCCCUGGAUGCUGUUCUACCUGCCGGCUGCGGGCAUGUGUGCCGGCCUGUGUGGCUCCGGAAUGCUCGAGGGUUCGGAAAUCGCGCUCUUCUUCUUCUUCUCCUUCCUGGCCCUGUUCCUGGGCUUCGCCGGCCUGGGCGGCAUGUCCAUGCCUGCGUCGGUCCUGCUGGCGUCCACGCUGAUCUUCCGGACGGUGUUGGAGGAGGACGGGGAGGUGCUGAGAAGCCUGUGGUCCGAGGAGACCGGCCAGUCUUCCUGGCUGCUCCUGCGUGCCGUCUUCCUGGCCGUGCUGUCCAUGCUGCUGUGCGAGACGGCUGCCGGCUCCACGCUGCUGUCCGUUGCCGGCACCGCCCGCGACGGGAAAACCUCAGCUUGCGCCGCUGCCGUGGGGGCACUGCUGCUGCUGGCCACCAGGAGGAGCUCCAGGGUUCUCGGUGUAGGGGGCACGCUCGGGGCGCUGCUGGGCGUGGCAGGGGCGGUGGGCGUGGCCCUGACUGCGGCAGGCGAUGCCAUGGUGGCAAGAGAUGCAGGACGACUGGGGCAGAAGGGCAGCCCCGUGGGCAAAGUGGCAGCCACCAUCGGGGCAGCGUUGGGGGCCUUCCUCUACACGGCACCCCCAGACAUGUAUUUCGGUGUGUUUGUGGCGCUGUGCGCCGCGGCCGUUACUGGAGUGCUCUCCUCUUUUAGACAGUGCGUGUGCGACGACCAGCUCUUGGUCCAGUGCUCUGGCUUACAGCUCAGAAGUUUCCCGCACGGGCUUCCGUUAACCACACGCCACCUGAUACUAUUCAAUAACCGGCUCGCCCAGUUAGCAGCCCUGGACAUGAGCGACCUGUCUGACCUGGUGUACCUGGACGGAGAUAUCCGAGAGGACGUUCAGGACUCCGCGCAAGCUGGUCUACCUGGACCUCUCCUUCAACCACAGAGGAUCGAGGAGCGCGUGAACCUGACGGACAACACUGCUCUUUCGAAGAUUCACUCUCGUGCAUUUUCAGGAAACGUUGCACUUCAGGUGCUGGACGUUAGCAGCAACCACCUGAGCACGCGCUACGGUGUCGCGGUCGGAGCAGCAGUCCGUGGCUGUGCGAUGCCACCCGCGUUCUUCGUGGCCAUCGGUUUUGCUACGUUUACUGCCGGCACCGUGCUGGUGUGGACAACAGGCAUGCUGAUCACUCUUUGCCGGCGCUACGGCCGGCGCGGGGAAAACAGCAGAGAAAGGGCAGAAAGAGUAAAGGACAGAGUAAAGAAGAUGGUUGUCAAUCCCUGUGACUGGGAAGUGGCAGCGUGA